Messenger RNA from Acipenser ruthenus (sterlet), 1024 nucleotides. RefSeq lists its product as uncharacterized. The record is from RefSeq and is a predicted model, not a curated record. Bases 229 to 978 code for a protein of 249 amino acids. The transcript has 2 exons. Lineage: Eukaryota; Metazoa; Chordata; Actinopteri; Acipenseriformes; Acipenseridae.
UGCGGGAGAAACUUGUGAACCCAAAUGAAGCUGAAGAGAAUGUGGAGGUAACCCUGAAACAGACCAGGGGUUCGAUUUAAAAACAAAACAAGAACAAACAAACAAACACAACGAUCUGACAUUUCACAAGAUGGAAUUACAAAUGCUAAAGAAGGUCCACCGGAGCCCAAGAUGAGCAGCAGAAGGAACUUAUCCUCCCGUUGACACUCAAGGACCGGGGGAGCCCUCAUGAUGCUGGAUAAAUCUCCAGCGGGACAGGACGGGCGCAGCCGUUUCAACGGUUUCUACACUGAGCUGCGAAAGAAAUACCCCAGCGCCUUCACCCUGGCAGGAGACCUCGGCAACGACAAGCUCGCUGCCCCGAAAAAGCUGCCCAGCUUGGGGCCUCGGCCGAUCCUAAAGCCUGAGGCCUUUCCUGACAACCUAGCCCACAAUCCAGCGCUCCUGGGCAGGCGGGCCAGCCACGCUUUCCUCCUCAAGGUGGAGAACGAGAGGAGCGAGCAGAGGAGCAGUGCGGAGAAGAGGCCGUCAAGCGGCAGGCCUCGUAUCGUCAAGGGAAACCGAGUCGUGGUGCCCGCGGCCAGAGAGCAAGCCCUGAACCCGGUGAAGCAACUGAGUCUGCCGUCCCUGAGCAAUCGGAUCGAGCAGAACCGAGCCGUGCUCAGAAACCACCUCAACAACUGGGUCCCUCCCAGAGCCCUGAGCUCCGGAGGGGGCCCUGCCCUGCAAAGCCAGAGCUCUCCAGGAGGGGGCGGCAUUGAGCAUGCCCAAACAGCCCCCAGUGGCUGGAAUUCCUUCAGUGAGCGCUCGGAAGAUGUGGGGUCUGGCAGCGAGGUCAAGCCACCGACUCUCUCCCCCCGCCCGAGGGUGCUGAGCUCCGCGCUGGCUGAGCUGCUGCUCCCCAACAAGCCCAAACUGGAGCUCCGCACCCGGGCUGCAAAGAGCAGUAAGUCUUCCCAGCAUGCACUGGGUGUGUAAGCUUUUUUCCCGCAGCUGAGACUUUUUUGGAGUUAUAAAUAUAUAU